Messenger RNA from Fusarium redolens, 1175 nucleotides. RefSeq lists its product as uncharacterized. The record is from RefSeq and is a predicted model, not a curated record. The transcript is spliced from 3 exons. NCBI's taxonomy places the organism in Eukaryota, Fungi, Ascomycota, Sordariomycetes, Hypocreales, Nectriaceae. The coding region runs from base 310 to 954 and encodes 214 amino acids.
GAAACUGAAUUCCAGCUUUUGUCUAGUGUUGAGAGCAAUGACUUCCUUGACUCCCUUGACUUCAAUGGAUUUUACGACUGCUGUGUCGAAGCGCUGGACACAGACCUCACAUCUUCAGCCACUCUGGGUUCGUCAUUUAAGCAACGCUCAGUCAUCAUUGAACCUCAUACCGCUCUCAACACUACGCAAGAAGCUUCAAACUUGUUUCAAGAUGAUCUACAUUCUUUAGCUGGUCAAAGCUUGUUGUUUUGGGAACAGCCAGAACCAUGUCCUCCCUUGUGCGACCCCUCUCCCAGCAGCAAUGCUCCUAUGUUCAACUCGCCAGGAUCCGGUGGGUACGAGAAGAGAUCCUCGCAAUCUACCACGUCAAGCCCUGCAUCCAAUACGGCUCAGCUCAGGUGCGACUUCUGUGCCGAGCCUUUCUACGACGUGGAUUCUCACUGUGCCCACCUCAUAUUCUAUCAUGGCGCUUCAAGUCCCUUCCAUUGUGGCAGAACAAGCUGCAGCAAGACCUUCAAGGAUGAGAGGUCUUUGAAGCGACAUCUGACUGAGUUACAUCUGGGCGCCGCGUAUGUCUGUCGCUGUGACAGACAGUGCGGAAGAAAAGAUAAGCAUUGCAAACACCUUGAGAUCAAUAGCUGCACUGGCCACGGCCUUUAUCGAUGCCCCUGUGGUCAUGCAGUUCAUCAACUCAACACGCACAAGCACUACAUCGAGAAAUGUGGUAGAAAGAGGAGGGGAAGGCAAUGUCGCCAGCACGACUCGACUGGGUCGCGUGCUCAUCCUAUUCGGGAGGGCCGCUUGAGCGCUUGCAGUUUGUGUUUCACGUCUCUAAGUUUUGAGUUGUCCAUGCAAGUUGUCCAGAUGUUCGCGAAUACUUGUGAACUUUGUUCGAUGAUCGUGGUUCGCGUACCAUUCAUUUCUUUCUUUCCUGUUCGGGUUAAUCAAUUGUAAUAGUGCCAUCUACGCAUGGCAUGAAGUCUUGAGGCAAUAAGACAGAGGAAAAUAGUGAUGUUUACUUAUAUAAAAUACAAAAAAAAAGACUUUCCGGGGCUGGCUUAUCUAACCAAGUUCCCAUCAUCAAAAAAUAUCCAUGCAUAGACUAUCGUUUUCCACUGUACUUAACCCCUGGAUAGCCGUACUAUAACUUGUGAUUACGUCUUCAAAUAGUGUAG